AUGACCAGUCAAACGCCGCUACUGAUUGUGCCAGACCCUACAGGCGAACCUAAGAAGGUCCAUAAGGAUGCUACAAGGUUUGAUAUCAUCUCAGCUUACAAAACUUUUGUGAGCGAUCCAGAUGUGUUCCCUCUCGGAGCUAAUAGCACAGACGGAAAGUACGUUAAACAGGCUGAUGAUCCCUUGCCACUCACUGACUCGACUUGGCCACCUUACAGUAGCGACAAUGUUCGAGCUCAUGGAAGCCGUGAAGGAUGCUGCGACAAGACUGAAACGCCAUUACUCUCACAACUCUGUAUCUCUAUCGGCUGGUUCACUCAUCAUCUGAAGGACUUUGAGGGGUUUAAAAAUAAUAUUAUAGCAGCCGUACGGGAAUAUGCACAGAAUACCAAACGAGUAAAGGAUACCAUUGCGGAGCAUGUCGAUGCAUUCAUCAAAGACGAUUCGGUGGGUCGCCGCAUCUCAGUUUAUGUGACCGAAACUCGCCCUCGUGGUUUGGGCAUUCGAACUCAUGAUAUCCUCACAAAAGGUGGCAUCCCGUGCACAAUUAUUCUCGACUCAGCUGUCGCAUAUACCAUGGACAAGGUGGACAUGGUGCUUGUUGGUUGUGAAGCGGUUGUGGAAAGUGGAGGCAUUGUCAACGCGAUCGGCUCAUGUCAGAUGGCGAUCAUCGCACAUGCGUUCAAUAAGCCGGUCUAUGUACUUGCUGAAAGGACGACGGACAGUAUGCCUGGCCUCCUGUUCGCAUCUCCAAGUGUACCAAAACCGCCGGUUACUUCAUCUUCAAUGAAUUCUAUGACGAAUGUUAUGCCAAUCAGUCAAGUUGGUAGAAACCCAGAGGUUGACUAUACGCCACCAGAGUACAUCACUCUCCUCUUUACGGAUGCCGGUAUCCUGACACCAGAAGGCAUAAGCAGUUAUUUGGUCACAAUGUCUCUUCGAUCAGAGUCCUCAUAA
Messenger RNA from Acaulospora colombiana, 957 nucleotides. The record is from the annotation of a GenBank genome assembly. NCBI's taxonomy places the organism in Eukaryota, Fungi, Glomeromycota, Glomeromycetes, Diversisporales, Acaulosporaceae.